UCAAAACUCCUCGAGAAAAUCAACUUAAUUUCUUUUCGGUUUUUCCAUAAUAUCCUGCGAUAAAAAAAAACAACACAGCAGGUCAUCCACCAAACUACUACUCUAUAACAGAAUAAAAAAAAAAACGUAGACAGAGAGAGUGAAACGUUAGAGACUUCCCCAGUUUGAGUCCAAGCGAAAACGUAGAUGUUUCCGAAGCCCUUCACUGUCUACGGCGUUCAUUUCGAGCUACCCUCGUUGUUUUAGAGAAAACCACCCCAAAACCUCUCAAAACAGCCGGGAAAAGGUAGAUUAUACGAUGGAUCCAUGCCCAUUUGUUCGUUUGAUCGUCGAAUCAUUAGCUUUGAAACUCCCACAAGCCACCAAACCAGCCGGUUCUGGCGUUUACCCAACAACGACGCCGUGUUUUUGCAAGCUCAGACUCAAAAACUUCCCGUCUCAAACAGCUUUGUUACCCCUCAGCAAUAGCUCCAGUGACUCGCCCCCCGAGUCCUCCACCUCUGCCGCCGGUUUCCACCUCGAUGCUCUAACGCUCCGGCGUCUCUCCGGCAAGCCCGUGACGCUAUGCAUCGAAGUCUACACUGGCCGCAUGGGCCGCACGUGCGGUGUCAGUUGUGGGAAGCUGGUGGGUCGGUUUCAGGUUACCGUGGACUUGGGAGUGUCACAAACCAGGCCUUCAGUGUUCCAAAAUGGGUGGAUGAAACUGGGUAACGAACCGAACAAGCCAACCGCCAAGCUUCACUUAACGGUCAGGGCUGAACCCGAUCCCCGGUUCGUUUUCCAAUUCGGUGGAGAACCGGAAUGUAGCCCUGUCGUGUUUCAAAUUCAAGGCAACAUUAGACAACCCGUUUUCAGUUGCAAGUUCAGCGCCGAUCGUUCAAGAUCUCGAUCCCUCCCACCAGAUUUCACCAACAAGAAUAGAGGAUGGAUGAGAACAUUAUCAGGAGAAAGGGAAAGGCAAGGAAAGGAGAGGAAGGGAUGGAUGGUAAUGAUAUAUGAUUUAUCUGGCUCUCCUGUUGCGGCUGCUUCAAUGAUCACUCCAUUUGUACCCUCCCCCGGCUCAGACCGUGUUUCUAGAUCAAAUCCUGGUGCAUGGCUAAUACUCCGCCCUCACGGCUUCUCAGUCAGCAGCUGGAAACCAUGGGGUCGUCUAGAGGCAUGGCGAGAACGGGGUCCUAUUGAUGGCUUGGGCUACAAGUUUGAGCUUGUCACUGAGAAUGGCCCUAACAAUGGUAUCCCUAUUGCUGAAGGUACCAUGAGUGUCAAAAAGGGUGGCCAAUUUUGUAUAGAUAGGAGAGUAUCAAGAGAUUCUGCAUUGAGUUUAAGGUCACCCGUUAAAGGAUUUGUUAUGGGUUCGACUGUUGAAGGUGAAGGAAAGGCUAGUAAGCCUGUGGUACAAGUUGGGAUGCAGCAUGUGACUUGCAUGGCAGAUGCUGCACUGUUUAUUGCACUUUCAGCUGCCAUUGAUCUUAGCAUGGAUGCCUGCCAACUUUUCUCACGUAAACUCAGGAAGGAGCUUUGCCAUGAUGAACAGGAUUCCUCUUCUUAAACCUUUGCUAAAACCCUACUUCACUGCUAAUUUCACUUCGGCUGCUGUGAUAACCAGUCAGUUUUAGCUUUUCGUCAGUAAAUCACUGUUAUAUUUUCCACCCUUCAUGUUUCUCAAAAUUCUUUUCCGUUUGGGGUGUUGCUGCUGAUCUGGUUUGGGAGGCUCUUUUUCGGUUUGACAACAUCGUAUCCAUAAUUCACACAGUUUUUGAUCGUUUUGAUCUUUAGUCUGUGUUUGUCAACACAAUAUACAAGGAACAUUUCUUUUGUCGUUGGGUUUAUACCCUACAGACUGAAAUUGUAUAGACAAAAAUUCAUUUGUUUCAUUGUUAAUUUCUUCGUAGUUACCUUUUCAUUCUUUAAUUUUGUCAAUAGCAUUAUUUUAGAAACAAUUGAAUUUGCUUGGAUGGCUGAUUCAAGUUUCAAUGUACUUCACCAUUGCAAUUUAAGCCUUCAUUCUCCUUUUGUGGCAGUAUGGUUAAUUAUACUGUUCAUUUAUUCUACAAGAUAAAUAGCAAUUUGAGUCAU
Molecule: messenger RNA, 2076 nt
Organism: Durio zibethinus
Lineage: Eukaryota; Viridiplantae; Streptophyta; Magnoliopsida; Malvales; Malvaceae
Source: RefSeq, a predicted model, not a curated record